AUGAGUUUAAGCCAGUGGCAAAACUAUUGCUACAGGCGCGAUGUAUUCUACAAAGAGAUUGAGCCUUACUAUGAAGUGUGUCAAAAAACUGUGAACGCGCGCCGCUUGCGACAGAUGCCCCGCGCCACCCAACAGGCAUGGGGGCAAACGGCGGGCCUGCUCCGCAAGUGGCAAGACGCUUAUCUUGACUGGAUUUAUCUGAGGGAUGGUAUGGGGUCUGAGUUCUACCGGGUGCAGAGGACGGCCUACGCGGAGUGCGAGCGGGCGUUAUCCGAAGUCUUAGUCGGCUAUACGCGAGCGCAGACAAAACGUCGAACAAACCUCCAUCGUCUGCGCCGCGCUUUGCAGAGCAUCCAGCGCGACCUAUCGAAUUAUAAAAUUGAGCGUGAGGAUGAACACAAGGUCAUUGCGAAUAUGAAGGAAGCAGACCGCCGCCUGUGGAAAUUUGCUUUGCGAAAAUCGCCUAAUACAAUGCGGGCCAUUACCGAUUUUGUGCGCUACAACUAUUACGAAUAG
Bacidia gigantensis is the source of this 516-nucleotide messenger RNA. RefSeq lists its product as uncharacterized. The transcript has a single exon. The coding region runs from base 1 to 516 and encodes 171 amino acids. The record is from RefSeq and is a predicted model, not a curated record. Lineage: Eukaryota; Fungi; Ascomycota; Lecanoromycetes; Lecanorales; Ramalinaceae.